AUGUGUCCAAGCAAACCAUCACAGAACGCUCCAAUCUUCUAUCCACAAAACUGCCAAGGCAGUCAUGUUUUGAAGCUGCAACUCAGUGCAAAGACCGCUUGGGAAGUUCUCAUGGCUGCAGACAGCUUUCAGCUGUCAGCUCUCCGGGAAUCAGCCACGCAUGCCAUCCUCGUCGAAGCGAAUACGGCAUUGGAGGAACGACCGGCCGUGAGUGACGAGUUGUUGCACGACGUGCUGAGUUCUAACUUCCUGUGCAUUUCCGAUGAAGAGCUGCUGGAUCUUCUCCUGAGGUGGAAGGAAGCUGAGGAAGGUUGCAGAAGCAAACUGGACCUCAUCCAAAAGUACGUAUGCUUGAAGAACGUUCCGGCAGAAAAGGUCAAAGCCAUGGUGUUGAUGCCCGAGCUCGGAUUCUGUCAGUCUGUCAGAUUGAAGAGAGUUCGCAGUGUGUAUACCAAUAAUGUGCUUUAUACUCUCAGGCUGCGCUGCGAGAAACAACAUGGAGUCUUUUCUCAAAGGCUACUCCUUUCAAACUGGGUGAAUGUCGUCCACAGUGGAGUAUCUUUCUGGAGCCUAGCGAAUGUGGCAUCUCAGUUUGAUGUCGAGACCGUGGAGGCAGGGAACUGGGUGGAAUGGAAGUUCCCGCGAUUUGCCGUGAAGCUCCGUGCCCUUGUGUUUCAAUUUGCUGUGGAAGAAGGUACUCACUUCAUCGUGUCAUGUGGCAAGAGCAACCGAGGAUCUAUGGAAGAGGUGUUCCGUUCUGAGGAGCACGGUCAAAUCUCUAAGGGCCAGGUCUGCCCGUGCGAAUGCGAUUUCGUGGCCAACAGUCUCAGGGUCCAAGUGACCUCUGGCACCUUCAACGUGUGCGGGUGUCAGUUUGAAGGAUUUCUUCUAUAA
This is a messenger RNA of Durusdinium trenchii, 894 nucleotides long. NCBI's taxonomy places the organism in Eukaryota, Dinophyceae, Suessiales, Symbiodiniaceae. The record is from the annotation of a GenBank genome assembly.